CAUCACGGCAUGCUCUUCAAUGCUGCUUAAGCGUAGUUUUUAUCCUGUGAUGAUGAGGUGCAUGUAAGUAAACACGUUCUACCCAAAUGCACACGUGUUGAAUUGCUGCGUGUAAGCUCUCUUUGCCCUUUUUACCGUAGUUAGAUUUUGAUGCAAGCGAUAGGGAGUGGCAGUUGCCGCAGCGAGCCACCACAAGCAAUCGACAAGUGUUUCCCCUUCCCCUUCAAUUGCAAGUGGAUCCCUUCCUGCUUUCCAAUCAAGAUUCCACUUCGUUUCGCUCAUUUUCUAAUCUCCGAGAUUCGCUUUCCGCUCUCAAUGCCACAUCAUUUCCAGACCUAAUUUUCCGUUUCAAUUUGGGAAAUAAUCAUGGGGAGGAGGAAGCUCCAGAUCAAGCGAAUCGAAGAUAUAAGCUCGCGCCAGGUCACCUUCUCCAAGCGCCGCAGCGGAUUGCUCAAGAAAGCUAGAGAGUUAUCGGUGCUCUGCGAUCUGGAUAUCGGCGUCAUAAUCUACUCAUGCCGCGGGAAGCACUACUGGUACUGCAGCACCAACAGCUUGAGUGAGAUCCUGCAACGAUAUCAUAGUCGGGCUGAGACAGAUGCAGGUCCCUCCACUCAAGUUUGUGAGACACAGGCUAAAUAUUCGCGUUUCAUCACAUGUAAGGAGCUCCUCCAAAUUGUGGAAAGGGAUCUUGAGGAGCCAUCCGCCGACGACCUCAGCGUCGCCGACUUUAUAAAUCUUGAGAAACAAUUUGAGACCGCACUAAUACAGACCAGAGAAACUAAGACACAAUUGCUUCUCAAGUCUAUAUCAAGCCUUGAGAAAGAGGAAUUGAUGUUGGAGGAAGAGAAGAUGCUGUUGCUGGGGAAGAUUGGUGGGAGCAAGACGAAGAUUCGGGCGAUCGAUCUCAACGCACUUCCUUCCGAGGAAGGAAUGGCUGAUUAGCUCAAGCUCUCAGAAUGUAACAAUAUCAUCGUGUACAAUGACAAUCUUCGGCCCUGUUAUGUUACAUUCUGAAAGCUCGAGCUAAUCAAACACUCUUCCUUCUCCUCCUCCUAGUUUGUAUAUUUAUGCAUAAAUGAAACUGGACACACAUAUAUAUAUUGGUGGUUGAGCAUGGAAAUAAACAGGGAAAAGCAUCAUCCAUGACGGUAAAAAUGAAAGAGAUGAGACGUGGCGGAAUGUGAUUGGUGAGGGCCCACCUCUUCAUGAAACUGUAUUUGUAUUUGUAGUUAUAGUGUCAAAUUAAGCGGUGGGAAUUCACCUCGAGAUAGAUGCGCCACUUGUGAAUAAUUCUGCUACUUACAGCAUUAUCUAAUCUAAAUACAAAAUAAAAUAUGUUUAAAGUUUGAUAAAA
This is a messenger RNA of Salvia miltiorrhiza (redroot sage), 1354 nucleotides long. RefSeq names its product agamous-like MADS-box protein AGL27. The transcript is spliced from 7 exons. NCBI's taxonomy places the organism in Eukaryota, Viridiplantae, Streptophyta, Magnoliopsida, Lamiales, Lamiaceae. The record is from RefSeq and is a predicted model, not a curated record. Gene Ontology annotation, biological process: positive regulation of transcription by RNA polymerase II. Bases 367 to 942 code for a protein of 191 amino acids. Gene Ontology annotation, cellular component: nucleus. Gene Ontology annotation, molecular function: DNA-binding transcription factor activity, RNA polymerase II-specific; RNA polymerase II cis-regulatory region sequence-specific DNA binding; protein dimerization activity.